AUGUCUAUUCAAGAAUCACUCAUUUUGUCAGCUGCUAAAUUUACCAAAAACAUAUUGAUUAACAGAAUAACAAUUAAUAUUAAUAAUACUCAAUCAAGGAAUACAUUACAUCAUGGAAGAAGUGUUCUUGGAAUUGGAAAUAAAUUAAUUACUCCAUUGCCCGUGAUGAUUAAUCGCAGAGAAACGGAAUCUAUUAAACUCGAAUCGACUAUCAAAAAGGCUUAUGGAAUUGUUACUUAUGAAAUUGAUGAUAGGUGUGAGGAUAGCUUACCAUUACUUCUUAUUGUAGGUCGGAAGAUAUCAAUCAUCGGAAAAAACAAAUGGUUUGUCUUUAUUGGCUAUGAAACAGAUCCUGAUUUUCCAGAUGAAAGAUCUAUAAAUGAAUAUUUGAAAGAAAAUGGAAAUACAGGGUCAAAUACUUUGGAUUUUAAAGCACAUUCGACGACCAUUGACGGAUCAAUAAAUGAUGGGAAUAACGCACAACUCAACAUUUGUAUCCGCCCUUGGGGGUUAUUAGAUAGACUUUUUUCUUGACGG
Rhizophagus irregularis DAOM 181602=DAOM 197198 is the source of this 537-nucleotide messenger RNA. RefSeq lists its product as uncharacterized. The record is from RefSeq and is a predicted model, not a curated record. Lineage: Eukaryota; Fungi; Glomeromycota; Glomeromycetes; Glomerales; Glomeraceae.